Messenger RNA from Eleginops maclovinus (Patagonian blennie), 1496 nucleotides. It is a transcript of the gene sumo3b, whose product is annotated as small ubiquitin like modifier 3b. Bases 139 to 426 code for a protein of 95 amino acids. Gene Ontology annotation, molecular function: ubiquitin-like protein ligase binding; protein tag activity. Gene Ontology annotation, cellular component: nucleus. Lineage: Eukaryota; Metazoa; Chordata; Actinopteri; Perciformes; Eleginopidae. The transcript has 4 exons. Gene Ontology annotation, biological process: protein sumoylation. The record is from RefSeq and is a predicted model, not a curated record.
GUGACCUCUAUUUGUCGAAUUACAUUUCAAAUCAGUACGCGCGCGCACCUGAUCUAAACGAAAGAGCCGGAGGUGCUGAUAGCCCGCAAUUAACAGACUGCUUCUGCGUUAAAAAUAAACAUCCGUUAAAACAGCACAAUGUCUGAAGAGCAACCAAAGGAGGGAGUGAAGACGGAGAAUGAACACAUAAACCUCAAGGUGGCUGGUCAGGAUGGGUCCGUUGUACAGUUCAAAAUCAAAAGGCAUACCCCUCUCAGCAAACUAAUGAAAGCAUACUGCGACAGACAGGGACUGUCAAUUCGUCAGAUAAGGUUUAGGUUUGAUGGACAGCCAAUUAAUGAAACGGACACACCCUCACAGCUGGAGAUGGAGGAUGAGGACACUAUUGAUGUAUUUCAACAACAGACAGGGGGAGUCUUUUCUUAAGUUGGACCUGGACUCUGGAAAGAAUAUCCACACCAUUUCUCCCCCCCCCCCUCCUGAUGUAUUCUUUUUCUUUUUUUCACUGUGCUUGGUCAGGCUGUUCACAAUAUAAAAGGUUUUUCAUUUGGGGCCAAAUCCUAUCUUUGAGAUGCAGGGUAAUUUGUAACAUGUUUUAUUCACAUUAAUGGAUGGUUUGAAAUUGUCCGGGCAGGCUCAGAUCAGAUAUGGCUAGUAAUGUUGAAAUAAAACAACUGCAUACUUUUGAUUUUGAAAUGACCUCACGCAUGUCUAUAAACCAUAAGCUCAAAUACAAGCCAAAACCCUUCUUUUUGUUUUCCUGAUUGUUGUGAGCAUUUAAAUUCAGGGUGGCCUCAACUGUCUUUUAGUUCAUGUACUUGAUAGGAUUGCUGUGGAGGGAAACUGCUGGAUUGGAGCUUGUGGUUAUUCUGUGUAAACAGGAACUAGCCGCUUUUUUUUAUUUGAUGUAUCGAUGCCCAAGACAAAUGCAACUGCAGAUCCAUAUGGAUGGUUUACCUCAAUAAUGUCACACUCAACUCAAUGGUAAAUAAAGUACAGUAAUCUUUCUGGACCAAAAAGCUAAAUGAAUAUUGUUCUUUUACCAAAUGGUUUGGUUAAUAUAUAAAUUGUGUACAUGUAAAGCAUUACUUUCUCUAACAGUGGUCUUUGUUGUCACACAGCAACAGAACAGUUCUUUCGAUGUGUACAUUGAUUUCUUUCUUCGAUCACCUAUUCAGGACUUUUAAAUAAAAAUAAUUCAACUUUGUCAGUCCAGAAACUGCAUGUCUCAUCUACUGAUAUAUAUUUCAGUUAAUGUAUAUUCAUGCAGGCAAUACUUUACUGCCAAUUUCAAUAUGUUUUUCAAAAAUCUAUCUGAACAGUUGCUUAGUUGGUUGGACUCGUGUAUUGGUAGAAAUAUGUCCACUUUUGAUUUUUAAAUUCCCACUUAGAUUUGCAGGGUGACAUUGACAUAUUACCCCCCCCCACUCUUUCUUUUGAUUUGUACAUUGUUUGUUUUCCCUAUACUGUAUACAAUAAAUAUAGUUUGAUACUCA